Messenger RNA from Ambispora leptoticha, 1212 nucleotides. NCBI's taxonomy places the organism in Eukaryota, Fungi, Glomeromycota, Glomeromycetes, Archaeosporales, Ambisporaceae. The record is from the annotation of a GenBank genome assembly.
AUGUCCUCGACCCGCCAAAUUCCCAAAUCAGGAACGGAUAGAAAAGGCAAAAAGACGUUGCGCCUAGAAAAAGCGCAACAAGAAAAGGAACAGGGUAAUGAAUCCUUCAAAAGAGCUGAUUAUUCUAAAGCUGUAGAGUACUAUGGGAAAGCCAUGGAAUUGGAUCCAAAAGAGGCCGUAUACGUGAUAAAUCGUGCUAUGGCCUAUCUGAGAAUGAAAGAAUGGGUUAAAGCUGAAAAUGACUGCACAGCAGGUUUGCAUCUUCAUCCGUAUAAUGUGAAAGCUCUUUGGAGACGAGGCAUUGCCAGACGAGAACAAAAUAAACUAAAAGAGGCCAAAGAAGAUUUAGACCACGCUUUAGAGUUAGAUCCGGACAAUCGAGCGGUAAAAAUUGAAUUGGAGAAAGUUUUGAAUGCUUUAGCAAUACAAACGGUGGAAGAGUCUAAAUCUCAGAUUAUACAACAAUCCAUCGAUGUUUCCCGUGUUGAAUCAAAUGACGCGGGAAAAAUUCCACGUCGGCGAUUAGAUAUUGUUGAAGUAGAUUUCGAUGAAAAUCAUCUUGAUACUAUAUCACGAGAAAUCGGUGGCAAUAAAGCUAAUAAUGAAUCAUUAAGGAAACAGUCCGAAGUUGAAUCAAAGACUCCUUUAGAAAAUGGUCUCUUUGACAAAUUUGUCGAGAUGCCAGACGACAUCACAAUUAAUUCAUCGAACAUCUCUUUAACAGAUCAGAAAAUCCCAACAGCAGCAGUAGCAAUAGAUCACCAACAACUGAUAAAUGAACCUGAGAAUUUAUUAGAAAAUAUCAAAACGCCACGUACAGCUAUAGAAUUCGAACAAGAAUGGAGAAAAUAUUCGAAAAGUGACGAGUAUUGUUAUGCUUUUUUAAAGGCAAUCCCACCAUCCUCCUUUCCAGACAUGUUUUCAGAAUUUUUUGAGGCUGAUUACCUAUCACGCAUUAUCAUUAUUAUGAGGGACAUAUAUUUGGUACGUGAUACUAUUGAUCUCGUGUACGACACUUUAUAUAAUUUAAGUCGAGUCGGUCGAUUCCAAAUGGUCUUGCUAUUUUUAGAGAAAGAAAAUCGAGCAGGCAAGUCGCUGUCCGAGUUAUUCCAGAAGAUGGUAUCCAAAUUGAAUGAGACAACGCAAAAAGUCACACGCGAAAAAAUAGCAGAGCUUGCUGAAACAUAUCAUGUCGACGAUUGGCAACAGUAA